This is a messenger RNA of Rhinichthys klamathensis goyatoka, 2495 nucleotides long. It is a transcript of the gene gnao1b, whose product is annotated as guanine nucleotide binding protein (G protein), alpha activating activity polypeptide O, b. Bases 264 to 1328 code for a protein of 354 amino acids. Gene Ontology annotation, cellular component: heterotrimeric G-protein complex. Gene Ontology annotation, molecular function: GTP binding; G-protein beta/gamma-subunit complex binding; GTPase activity. Gene Ontology annotation, biological process: G protein-coupled dopamine receptor signaling pathway; adenylate cyclase-modulating G protein-coupled receptor signaling pathway. The transcript has 8 exons. The record is from RefSeq and is a predicted model, not a curated record. NCBI's taxonomy places the organism in Eukaryota, Metazoa, Chordata, Actinopteri, Cypriniformes, Leuciscidae.
GCGCAUUAGGAGGGAACUACAGGAUGAGACGAGCUCGUGCAGGCUGUCACUGCCGCCGCCCAAUAGACACCCUCGAUCCGGAGCGCGAGCAGGACGACCUCCUCCCAACCAAGAGGCCGGAGUGUGAGCCUGUUCCUGACCUCAAUUCGGCUUGGAUGCUUUAGCAACAUACGGCAGACUAAGCAAGCGAGAAAGGAGAGAUUGUGGGACAGAGACGGAUAUUUAGGAUUCAGCUCUCGCGCGUCCCGACUCCCGGUCUUGCAAUGGGAUGCACGUUAAGUGCCGAGGAGCGCGCGGCUCUGGACCGGAGCAGAGCGAUCGAGAAAAACCUGAAGGAAGACGGAUUAAGCGCAGCCAGAGAAGUCAAAUUACUGCUGCUGGGCGGAGGGGAGUCGGGGAAGAGCACCAUCGUCAAACAGAUGAAGAUUAUCCAUGAAGAUGGGUUCUCUGGAGAUGAUGUAAAGCUGUUUAAACCUGUGGUCUUUAGCAACACCCUUCAGAGCCUCGCCUCCAUCUUGCGAGCCAUGGAAACUCUUGGUAUAGAGUACGCAGACAAGGACAGAUAUGCAGAUGCUAAGAUGGUAUUUGAUGUGGUCGGUCGAAUGGAAGACACAGAGCCAUACUCAACAGAACUGCUGGCUGCCAUGAUACAUCUUUGGACUGAUGCUGGAACUCAAGCUUGCUUUGGCCGUUCUCGAGAGUAUCAGCUUAAUGACUCCGCCCAAUAUUACCUAGACAGUUUGCAGCGCAUUGGCUCUCCAGAUUACCUCCCCACUGAACAGGAUAUUCUCCGAUCCAGAGUCAAAACUACUGGCAUCGUUGAGACAAAUUUUUCCUUCAAGAACCUUAACUUUAGGCUGUUUGAUGUGGGGGGACAGAGAUCAGAGAGGAAAAAAUGGAUUCACUGCUUUGAGGAUGUGACAGCCAUUAUCUUCUGUGUGGCAAUGAGUGGAUACGACCAAAUGCUCCAUGAAGACGAGACCACGAACCGUAUGCAUGAGUCUCUUAUGCUCUUUGACUCUAUAUGUAACAAUAAGUUCUUUGUUGACACGUCCAUCAUCCUUUUCCUCAAUAAGAAGGACCUUUUUGAAAUAAAGAUUGUAAAAUCUCCCCUGAAUAUCUGCUUCCCAGAAUACACAGGCCCAAAUACAUUCGAAGCCGCGGCUACGUAUAUACAAGGUCAGUUUGAAAGCAAGAAUCGCUCUCCUAAUAAAGAGAUCUACUGUCAUCUAACCUGCGCUACAGACACAGGAAACAUCCAAGUGGUCUUUGAUGCUGUUACUGACAUCAUCAUCGCCAAUAACCUGCGUGGCUGUGGCCUCUACUGAGCUUCGACUCCACUUGUUGCCCUUCGAAAUGGUAACAAGUGACUGAACUGACACCCCUGUGACUUUGGCCAAGGCACUCCCUUAUUUCAUUUCACUCUGUCAAUUUUUGUCUUUUGUUCAGAACAUGUAUCCCUUAUUUUCUUUUGUAGUUUGUCAGUCCAUUGCUGGAGUAAAUAACGUAUGGGUGUGCAUGUAUAGUGUAAAAUGAGUGUUUGGCCGGGCAUAGAUGCUUUAAGCAUGAGUGCAUGUGUGUGAGUGUCAGUCACAACGAGUGAGAGUGUUUGUCAGGUGAUAACACACAACGGUUCUCUGCUGUGUAAGAGACUUCCAAGUGCUGACAUGAUCUUAAACUAAACCCUGAAAGGAUCUGUGGCUCUUGUAGGCUUUUCUUAAGAUCCAGACAUGUCUGUGACUGAGAGCAAGAUAUAAGGUGAAUCAUUUAGCAGAGCCGAAUGUCAUUUCAGAAACUGAAUGUUGUCCAGGGGCAGCUCUUAAGCCAAAGUUGUUUGAGACCUGGCAUCGCCCCUUAUUGGGUCUGCUUACUGGCUUCAGGCUGUGACAUAAAAUGCCUUUCAGCAAAUGAAGCCUCUUACAAAGUGUGAUGUUGACAACAUUCUCACUCAACAUGAGCACAAAUAGUUCAAAAAUGUUCAUUUCUGUAUAAAUUAUUCUGUAGUUUAUUUAUUUAUAUAAUUAUAAGCGCAUGUAUUUACAUAUUUUGUAUCUCCCCACACUUUGUGCACCCUAUCAAUGUCGGGCUACGAAUACAAACGAACUAGCUUGCAGACUUUAGAUUGAGAACAGCAUAAAUAUUAAGACUGUAAUUCAGACUCAUAUAUAACUGAAUUACUGGACGAAUGAGCUAUCGCUUCUUUUUAUCUCUCUCUCUUCAACUGAUGACGUAAUGACGUGUGAGAGUGUGUACAGAUGCGUGUGUGUGAUGCAUGCACACUCUUUAUUCAACCAUGACCUGUUACUUAACCCAGAUUUCUUUUCCCGUUUCCCUCCUCUUUUUCUCCGCUGUGGAUGAUUUUUUAGUUUUUUUGUUUGGUGCACUGAAUGUUCUCCUUUACUCCCUUGGGGUAAUACUGCACUGUACUGCUGGGUUUAGUCUUCUGACCGACCAAUGAAAUGUUUACAUUAAAAAAGAAAACACUUUAGCACCAA